This is a messenger RNA of Oryza sativa Japonica Group (Japanese rice), 3589 nucleotides long. Its product is annotated as phosphoinositide phosphatase SAC2. The record is from RefSeq and is a predicted model, not a curated record. Gene Ontology annotation, biological process: phosphatidylinositol dephosphorylation. Gene Ontology annotation, molecular function: phosphatidylinositol-3,5-bisphosphate 5-phosphatase activity. Gene Ontology annotation, cellular component: intracellular membrane-bounded organelle. Lineage: Eukaryota; Viridiplantae; Streptophyta; Magnoliopsida; Poales; Poaceae.
CAAUGAUUGAUUGAUUUGUAUUAGCCCCCUUCCACUCUCGCGUUUUCUCCCCUUCUCUGCGUGUUUUUGUGGACGACGGCGUCGUCGCAAGCUUCUUGUGGCCAUCGUCUUCCCCCCCUCUCCUCCUUCCUCGCAUCCUCUCCUCCCUAUCUCUCACAAAAAUCCAUUCUUGCACAGGGAAUUUUGCCUACUCCUAUUUACGAUCCUUCUCUUCCCCCCUCUGGGCGGCCAAAGCUCUCGUUUUUACGCGUGAUUUCGUCGUCUUGUUGCUGCUGACGAGCCCGCUGAUUUUGGCUCGAUUUAAUCCCAUUUUACGGGUGUUUUGCAUCUAUUGGAGAUCCAAAGGUGCGCCCUUUCUGGGGGUAUCUUGGGGGGAAUUGGAUCGAUUUCGAUCUGUCUGAGUGGUUCUCUGGGCGUUGUUGGUGCGUUCUUGAUCCGAGAGGUGAGAGAUUUGGUUGGAUUUUCUCCCUGGAGCAUUUGGUGUGCUCGAGCAGGAUGCUCUAUUUGAAGCAGCCGACGAGGAGCUGAACUACGCGGAGUUGUUUUUCCCCUCUGAAUUUUCUUGGUUUGGAUUUCGCGGUGGUCGUGUGGUUUGCUUUGCUGAUCUGAUCUGAUGGAGGCUAUGGCGGGCGACAAAUUCCUUCAGAAGUUCCGGCUCUACGAGACCAGAUCGAAAUUUUAUCUUAUCGGAAGGGACAAGACAAGGACUCUAUGGAGGGUGCUGAAGAUUGACAGGAUGGAGCCUACUGAGCUGGAAAUCGAGGAAGAUCAUACAAGUUACACAGAGAAUGAAUGCCAAGAACUGCUGUGGCGAAUUCAUGAGGGGAAUAGAUUGACUGGUGGACUGAAAUUUGUCACGAAAUGCUAUGGAAUAGUUGGUUUUAUAAAAUUUCUUGGCCCUUAUUACAUGGUUCUAAUUACCAGAAGAAGGAAAGUUGGUACAAUCUGCAGUCAUGAAAUAUAUUCUGUCGGCAAGAGCGAAUUGAUUGCAAUUCCAAGUCCUAUUGUGUGGCCCAACGUGGCUUAUUCUAGGGAUGAGAACAGAUAUAAACGGCUCCUUUGCUCGGUCGAUCUCUCGAAAGACUUCUUCUUCAGCUACUCUUACAAUAUCAUGCGCAGCCUUCAGAAGAACAUAACUGACAAGAAUACUGGGCAAGUUGUUUAUGAGACAAUGUUUGUUUGGAACGAGUUUCUGUCUCGAGCUAUCCGGAACCAUCUCAAGAAUACAACGUGGACUGUUGCCUUAAUCCAUGGAUUUUUUAAACAGUCAAAGCUCUCAGUAGCUGGGAAGGAAUUCUGGUUGACACUUAUAGCAAGGCGCUCACGUCAUUUUGCUGGAACCAGAUUCUUGAAAAGAGGUGUUAAUGAAAAGGGUAGGGUUGCCAAUGAUGUUGAGACUGAACAAAUUGUUUUUGAGGACACACCAGAUGAAAUACCACAUCAGAUAUCAUCUGUUGUACAACAUAGAGGAUCCAUACCUCUUAUAUGGUUUCAGGAAACUUCAAGACUCAACAUUAGGCCAGAUAUCAUACUGAAACCGGAUGUAGACUACAAGACAACUCGCCUUCAUUUUGAGAACCUUGCACUUAGAUAUGGGAACCCAAUAAUUAUCUUAAACUUGAUCAAGACUCGUGAGAAGAAACCUCGUGAAUCUUUGCUCCGUGCAGAAUUCGCAAAGGCUAUACAUUAUAUUAACAAGGGGCUGCCAGAUGACAAACGUCUAAAGUUUUUACACAUGGAUCUGAGUAAGCUUUCUAGAAGGAAAGGUACCAAUGUGCUUUCGCUGUUGAACAAGGUAGCAUCAGAUGUGUUGGAUCUAACUGACUUCCUCCACUGUGAGAUAACUACAUCAAAGUAUGAGGAUGCAUCAAGUGGACAAGGAGCUGUUGCCAACUCAGGUGACAUCGAAAACAUCCAGGAUCAAAAUUUAUGUGCAACUAAGCUAGUACCUCUUUUACUGCAAAAGGGUGUCCUCAGGACUAACUGCAUAGACUGCUUGGACCGCACAAAUGUUGCACAGUUUGCGUAUGGCUUAGCUGCUUUAGGGCGUCAACUUCAUGUGCUCCAGCUCAAUGAAACCCCUACAAUUGAAUUGCAUGCUCCUUUGGCCGAUGAUCUUAUGGAUUUCUAUGAACGGAUGGGUGAUACGCUAGCUAUUCAAUAUGGUGGCUCUGCUGCUCACAACAAGAUCUUCUGUGAGCAAAGAGGCCAAUGGAAGGCAGCAACACAAUCUCAGGAGUUCCUCCGGACCCUUCAGCGCUACUACAGUAAUGCCUACACUGAUCCUGAGAAGCAGGAUUCUAUAAAUGUGUUCUUGGGUCAUUUCCAACCACAAGAAGGAAAACCUGCGCUUUGGAAAUUGGACUCAGAUCAGCAUUACAACAUUGGCAGGCAAGGAACUUUAACUGAAGAAACUGGGAGCAGAUCAUUCAUAAAGAGGUCGUUAUCGGACGGUAAUAUUUUAUGUGACAACACUGGUGGACCUGUAUCUGACUGUAAUGUUGGAAAAAACAACACAAGCUCAGAAUUGCUCCCAAUGCAACCACUGGAGGAUAUUAGAGAACCUUCUGAUUCUGCACCAGAGAUCUCUAUAGAACCUAACCCGUGCUCCAGUACAAACUAUAGCACAUUGUCUGGGAGACACUCAAUUUCAGAAGAGCGGCAGAAUUAUUUGAGAAGAUUGGGUUAUCCUGAAUUGCACUCUUCAAACUUUCUUGAUCUUGAUCUGUUAUCAUCUUCAGGAAAUUCUUGUGAGGAGGAAAUUUAUGAGAGGUCAUCACUCAUCAAUUCACCCAUGGAUGUUGUCAGUAUUGAAUCAACUACAUCAUACAGUGAACAGGGACACAAUGAUGAGCAGGGAAGAGAUGACACAGAUCUGUCACGCUCAAGCAGCCAAAUGUCAGACAUCCGUGACUACUCUGACCGCUUCACGCAUUGGGUGGAUGGCGGAGGCAUGCUUUGCUACUAGAGCUAUAAAAUUGUCUUGGUGACAUCUCAGCAAAAGGAUUCAACAGCAGAAGCUAUCGCAGCUACAUUAAAGGAAACACUCGAAGUCAAGCUACAUCUGCUGCAAACUGCAACGGUCUCGUGAUCGAAGAGAUCAUCACAACAAAUGGAAGAAACAUCAACUUGGUUUGCCCAGAGAAAGUGCUCAAAGAUGACAAUCCAUUGGGGAAUAUGAAACCAUUCUGACUCGGUUCGGUUGAGGUACACGAUUGAAUUUCUAUGGUGAAGAAGAAUUGACCAUACUGAAGACAAUAAAUAGGAGAAACAUAUAUCACAUUCUUUGCAAGGGUUAGCUUAGUUAGAAUCUUUGGCAAUAUGUUAUAGGAAAAGGAUAAAACAGAAAAAAGAACUUCUCAAACAAAAAUGAAAAAAAAAUGGAAAUGCUAAUCCCUGUUGUAAAUAUGUUAUAGUAUUAUACAUAUUUACCAAUUUUUACUUUACUUGCUCUCUGUAUGGAACUUGCCUUUUCAGUCUUCACUGUACAAAAUACACUAAUCGUUGGCAACACGGUAAUGAUUGCGAGACAAUCUAACAGGCCACACGGUACAGGAGGAAAUGAGUUGUCAAGCCAAUGUUUCAGUCA